This is a messenger RNA of Bufo bufo (common toad), 2102 nucleotides long. Its product is annotated as zinc finger protein OZF-like. Lineage: Eukaryota; Metazoa; Chordata; Amphibia; Anura; Bufonidae. Bases 52 to 1638 code for a protein of 528 amino acids. The record is from RefSeq and is a predicted model, not a curated record. Gene Ontology annotation, molecular function: DNA-binding transcription factor activity, RNA polymerase II-specific; RNA polymerase II cis-regulatory region sequence-specific DNA binding. The transcript has 3 exons. Gene Ontology annotation, biological process: regulation of transcription by RNA polymerase II.
CCUCUGUAUUACCAGGACUGUCCAGAGGAGAAGCUCCCAGAGAACCAUCAGAUGACAAAUCAGGGGGAAGAUGUGACUGAUAUUAAAGUGGAGGAUCAAGUAGAGCGGAUGAUGGUCGAUCCCCCGUGUAAGAGUGAGGAGGAGGAGGACAUUGCAGUCCAUGUGACCAGAGAAAAUUCCUGUAAGAAGCCUGGAGGAAACGUCCUGUUAUCUCUAGAUUAUAAAGAAGAUCAAGAUAUCAUACAGUUCUCUUCAGGAGAAAAUCUUGUUACCUGUAAUGUACAUCCAGGACUUCACAGUGCAGAUCCAUCAUAUAAUCCUCCUAAUCGUGAGGAACCUUCUGACCAAACACAGUUGAAAGGCGGUAAAAGAUUUCAAUGUGUGGAAUGUGGUAAACAGUUUAGAUAUAAUUUAGAACUUUCUGUUCACAGAAGAAGUCACACAGGAGAAAUGCCAUAUUCAUGUACACAAUGUGGGAAAUGUUUUACCAUUAAAUCAAGCUUUGAGGAACAUAAGAGAAGUCACAAAGGAGAGAAGCCAUAUUCAUGUUCAGAAUGUGGAAAAUGUUUUACCAAGAAAUCUAAUCUCGAUCAGCAUAAAAGAAUUCACACAGGAGAGAAGUCAUAUAAAUGUUCACUGUGUAAAAAAUGUUUUAGAUAUAGAUCAGCUUGGAUUACACAUGAGAGAAUUCACACAGGAGAUAAGCCAUAUUCAUGUUCUGAAUGUGGAAAAUGUUUUACCAAGAAAUCAAAUCUUGUUCAGCAUAAGAGAAUUCACACAGGAGAGAAGUCAUAUAAAUGUUCACUGUGUGAAAAAUGUUUUAGACAUAGAUCAGCUUGGAUUACACAUGAGAGAAUUCACACAGGAGAGAAGCCAUACUCCUGCUUAGAAUGUGGGAAAUGCUUUAUAAGUAAAUCUAGUCUUGUUAAACACAAGAGAAUUCACACUGGACAGAAGCCUUAUUCAUGUUUAGAAUGUGGGAAAUUGUUUAGAGAUAAAUCAAGUCUUGUUAAACACGAGCGAAUUCACACAGGAGAGAAGCCGUAUUCAUGUUCAGAAUGUGGGAAAUGUUUUACAAGUAAAACAGAACUUAAUAUACAUCAGAGAAUUCACACAGGAGAGAAACCAUAUUCAUGUUCAGAAUGUGGGAAAUGUUUUACAAGUAAAACAGAACUUAAUAUACAUCAGAGAACUCACACAGGAGAGAAGCCAUAUUCAUGUUCAGAAUGUGGGAAAUGUUUUAUAAAUAAAUCAUCUCUUUUAACUCAUGAGAGAUGCCACACAGGAGAGAAGCCGUAUUCAUGUACUGUAUGUGGGAAAUGUUUUACACAAAAUGCAACUCUUGUUAAACAUAAAAGAAUUCACACAGGAGAGAAGCCAUAUCCAUGUUCAGAUUGUGGGAAAUGCUUUACCAAUCAGUCACAUCUUGCUAGACAUGAGAGAAUUCACAUAGGACAUAAGCCAUAUUCAUGUUCAGAAUGUGGAAAAUGCUUUACCCAGAAAACAAAUCUUGUUACACAUGAGAAAAGUCACAAAGGGGAGAAGCCAUAUUCCUGUUUAAAGUGUGGGAAAUGCUUUACAAAUAAACAAAGUCUUGUUACUCAUGAGAGAAUCCACACAGGAGAGAACCAAUGUUGAUGUUUUGUAUAAGAAUUUUUUAGAAGGAAAUUACAUUUUGAAACUCCUUAUCAAAUUCACACACAGAAGAAACCAUAUUCCUGUUAGGAAUGAGGGAAAUGUUAUGCGAAAAAUAGGACUUUAUUCAUGAAAGAGCUUUAUUUAUUGUCAGAGCAAUGAUGAUGAUUUGUCCCCAUGAACCUUGUUUCUUCUUACUGUAUUCAUACCUCCAACCGGAAGACUCCAGAGGAACAAAGUGUAAGGGGAAGAACACCCUAUGGAGACCUUUAUGUAAUAUACAUAUAUGGACAUAUCGAUAAGUGAUCUUUAUUCAUACAGUAUAUAAAGGUGAUGGAUUAGAAGAAUUGUUAGCAGCACUGGGACUCUAGGUUUGAAUCUAAGGACAACAUCUACAUGGAGUUUGUAUGUUCUUUCUGUGUUCUCCACUUUUAUCCGGGUUCUCCACUUUCAUCUCACACUCCAGA